CCACACUCCCUCGGCCUGCCAUCUGCACUGACAGCUUACUCACCCCUGGUCAUCCCACAUAUAUUCCUCUCUUCUUGCCGCUCGCAACGCAUUCCUCUUCGCAACUCUUUUUCCGCUCGUCACUCUUGACACGUACCCCGCCUUCCAGCCGCCUGCUCACUCUGCGAUAGACAACCCCAUCACUGCAAGCCCCAUCACUGAACCAUCUCGACAAUGUCGCGCGCCGGUGGCUAUCGUUCUUCCGCCGGAGACCUCGGAUUCUUCGAGGAUGAUCCUCAUAGCGGUCCUCGUCGAGGCCCAGAGCGAUGGGAUCGUGAGAGAUUCGAGCGCAUGGGCAGACGAGGCCCCCCCGAGCGCGAACGAGGCCCGCCCGAGCGUGAACGAGGCCCCCCAUCCGAGCGUGAUCCCCGCGAGUCCUUCCAUUUCGAAGAACACGACCGUGGACCAGGUAGAAGCCGUCUCGACAUUGAGAUAAAUGAUAGUCGAGAACGAGAGCGUCGGGCGCCUCCAGCCCGCGUUGUCGAGAAAGAACGGUUCUUCGAAGAGGAUCGCUUCGAGCGCCCCUCUCGCCGCCGAGCGGAUUUCCUCGAUGAACCGGCUGCUGCUGAAAUAGCGAAUCGUGCCCUAGCGCCCUAUCGCCGCAAGUCUAUCAUUGAGCGAGAUUUCGAGCCGCCUGCCAGACGUCCUGCACGACCCCAGUACAUCCGGCGUCAAUCGUCCCUCGAUACCUUUGAUCGCCGUCCAUAUCCUCGAUACGGCGACCAGGAACGCGAUGAAUGGAGACCUCCGGUCAACGUUCCAAUCCCUCUUCCUGUCCGAGAACCACGUCGUCGAUCGCCGCCCCGCAGCCGCAGCCGCUUCCACGAGGAAGACUACGAGGAAGUACGUUACAAGGACGAAGAACCCGAGGAAGACUAUCGCGAAGUCGAGGUCCGGCGAGAAAAGAGCACAACUCGCCGCAGCAAGAGUAAGAGCCGCAAGGCUCAGUCCAUCCGGAGUUCAUCUUCCAGCUUCGAGGAGGUGUCUCCCGUACGGGAGCCUCCUGGGCGCAAGGGCAAGACUAGAAUGCCCAAGAGACUGGCCAAGAAGCAGGUUAUAGUCGAUUUGGGAUAUCCUUUUGAGGAAGAGGAUGACUUCAUCAUCAUUCGUCGAGCCCUGGAGAAGGAUCAGAUAGAUGAGAUUAUCAAGGUCAGCGAGACUUACGAAGAGGGCAGCGGGAACGAACGGACGACAUACGUCUACGAAGACACAAAGACCAAGGCUAUUGAGCCGCCUCCACCCCCACCCCCACCGCCCGAGUCUAUCUAUGCUCCUCCUCCCCCACCUAGCAUUCAUUAUGCUCCACCCCCACCGCAAAGCUAUGCUCCGCCCCCACCACAAAGCGUGCACUACUCACAAUCUGUUCGGAGCGCGUCUCCACCGCGGCAUGAGCACUACGAAGAACGCAUUGAGGAAUCUAACCGCAUUGGAGGUCCUCUGCAAGUUCUUGUGCCUGGAGAUCGCCGAGACGAGCGUGAUAUCAAGGCCGAGAUCCGCAGAUUAGAGGAUGAGCGUCGUCUACUCAAGUAUGAGCGCGAGAAUGACCGUCUAGUGGACUACGAGGUUAUUGAGAGGAGGGAACCUGUUCGAGAGGUUGUGCGGAUCGAGAAGGAUCGAAAGGGUAGGUUGGCUCUGGUCCGAUCUGCUAAAUAGUACGGU
Messenger RNA from Mytilinidion resinicola, 1698 nucleotides. RefSeq lists its product as uncharacterized. Gene Ontology annotation, cellular component: actin filament; cytoplasm. Gene Ontology annotation, biological process: actin filament polymerization. The transcript has 3 exons. NCBI's taxonomy places the organism in Eukaryota, Fungi, Ascomycota, Dothideomycetes, Mytilinidiales, Mytilinidiaceae. The annotation marks the transcript as partial. The record is from RefSeq and is a predicted model, not a curated record. Gene Ontology annotation, molecular function: actin binding; microtubule binding.